Diatraea saccharalis (sugarcane borer) is the source of this 2910-nucleotide messenger RNA. The record is from the annotation of a GenBank genome assembly. Lineage: Eukaryota; Metazoa; Arthropoda; Insecta; Lepidoptera; Crambidae.
GGUUUAAUAAAGAAUAAAACGGGAUUGGCGAUGUGAUAUAUUUUGUUGAAUUUUUGUGAAAACAGGCUAGUUAAAACUUGCAAAUUGUACAGUAGUAGGCGACACAUUUUAGCUGUUAUCUAAUAGUAAUGGCAGAGACGAGUGAAGCACAGGCGAGCGCUUCGGCAUCAGCGCCGGGCGGCGACGCUGGAGGUGAAGACGAUAAACAUGACGAACGUAUGCUGGAAUGCAACAUUUGCUUGGACACUGCCCGGGACGCAGUUGUCAGUAUGUGUGGACACCUCUUCUGUUGGCCAUGCCUACACCAAUGGCUGGAAACUCGGCCUAGUAGACAAGUGUGUCCUGUCUGCAAGGCUGCAAUCAGUAGGGAUAAAGUCAUCCCACUAUAUGGUAGAGGCAACACCAAACAGGAGGAUCCUAGGAAUAAGGUACCGCCCCGGCCUGCAGGUCAGCGCACGGAGCCUGAUAAUAACAGCGGUUUCCCCGGCUUUGGAUUCGGUGAAGGCUUUCAUAUGUCCUUUGGCAUUGGAGCAUUCCCUUUCGGCGUUUUCACUUCCACAUUUAAUUUUGGCGACCCAAGACCGAGUGCUGCGCCCCGCGGCACCGCGCAGUACGAGGAGGAGCAGUUCCUGUCGAAAAUAUUCCUGUGGGUGGCGAUACUGUUCGUGUUGUGGUUGAUCUUCGCAUGACCCGAGAUAGUGGAGGCGUCCCUCCCCGCCGACGACACAUCCGCACCGCUCGCCGCUUCGCACUCUACUGUGACAUAUAGACCUUAAGAUAUCGUGCGCUCAAAUAUACUAUGCUGCUACAGACAUGAGCGAUACGUGCCGCUACUGAUUUUAAGGUAUAUUGUCCGCGCUAGAUGUUUUAGUGUAUGUAUUGUGUAAGUUAAAAAAAAAUUAUAUAUAUGCACAAUGUGUACCGAUUUCGCACUAUCCUUGUAAUUAAGAAAUUUUAUAUUACUCGUUACAAUUUUAUAUGACGAUUUUCUUUGAUGUUGUAAUCGCUUUAUUACGAGGAUAACGUGACAUCGACACAGCGUGUUGUAAUAUCGGCGUUAAUUAGAAUUAUAAUAUUAUCGAGUUAUAUAAUUUUAACCGAGUGGCAGUUUAAUUAUAAGUGCCCGUUGCGUUGGCAACAGCCUUAAUUACAUUUGUUACUUGUGAUUGGUAGCUUGUGCACCUCUAAGCAGCCUUGUUGGCGCUUAAUCUAAUUUGUUCGUGAAUUAAGAAGUAUUUAAUGUGAAAUGGUAAUGAGCGACUCCGCCAUGGUGGUAGGGAAAAAUCAAAUAUAUUCAACACGGCGUCACUUCAAAGUUCUUAUAUCAUUUUGACUAGUCGAAAUUUCUGAACUCUGACAAGGGUAAUAUUAAAUAAAUCGUGUCUUAAUACUUACUAAGUUUCACUUGUUAAUUAGUAAUUAGUUGAGUUAGUAGUCUUGAUUUUCACUCUGUAUAGCGUUCUAUGCGUUAAUUUGUGAAGAUCUCCUAAAUAUAUAGAAAAAAAUUAAAUAACCAAUGGCAUCAUGCAUUCCGACUAGCCCACCAAACUGCUGGAUAACCAAUUUUCUGUAGAAAUCAAAUACGAUAUCGUGAUACAAACCUAAAUACAGUAACAAGCGCCUCAAUCUAGUAAAUUUUGUUUUGGUUUAAGAGUUACUUAGUUUAACUACACAACAUACAAAAAGCAGAGUCUAUAAAUAAAAAAAGAAAAUAAACUAAGCGAGACACAAGAUUCUAGCGAAAUCCACAAGGUCAACGCUAAUAAUUAAAGAGAAAAAGGAGCAGAACUGAAAUAACCCUGUUAAUAUUCUACCACAUGGAAUAAGUCUCCUAAACAGAAAUUAAUGUUCAGCGGUAUCAGGCAGGCAAGAUAUUACUACUAUAAAUGAGAAUUUAAAUUCGUAGGAUGUCUGAUUUAUCUUUCCGCGUAUUUUUGAAAAGUUUGGAUGCACGGGGAUGUGUGAUACAAGAAAUUGAACUAUUUGUUUAAUAAAUAUAUGUACUAAUAAAGCGUAUUUUGUGUACCACUAAUAAUUUUGAAAAACGAAAAGGAAUUUCCAAAAAAGAGAAAGGCGCUAUUUAUUAUUGAUACAUAAUAAAUAUAUUUAAAUUCAUAAAGAAUAAACAAUGGUAAAAAUUGCAAUGAUGACUGCCUAGCACACUUUUCUUACCAUCUUAGCCAUUUAGAAACAUGCACUAUUUUAAAUGUUUAAAUGUAACAUUGUGAAAGUAGUUGACUGCAGAUCAAUUGAUAGUAAUGAAGAGUAUAUUGAUGCUGUCACCCUGAGCACAUUUCACCUGACUGCAUCUGGCAGCCAUUUUAUAAACCACAAAUACUCUGAAUAUAAAUUAAGGGUACUAGAGGAUAUCUACUUGUGGCAUCCUAAAAUUAUAGAAUUUGUGAACGCGCGAUAUCUGCGUAAAAUAUAACACGAUUGAUAAGUUUCAAUAUAUGUGGUAACGUUUUAAAGACUCUGUGUAUAAUAUUCUUACUGUAACUAUUCAAAAAUUAAUUGGCAUACUCGUUACGAAAAGACCAUCUAUAAAUAUAUAAAUUGAUAGAUAAGCUUCUAUGUUAAUAUUCCUGUAAAAAUAAGUGUAUAUAUCUAUCUAAUUGAUUUAUUUUAAAAGUUGUGAUGGGAUGGAAAAUUGUUUUUAAAUUAUGAAAAUAAAGAUAUCUUUAUGCUAAUUUAUUUUUUCAAUUUCAUCAUCCUUAUAGCAAGUUGCAAAGGUGUGUUUAUUAUUUGUUUCGGUUGACUCCGUUUGUUAUCUUCUUUUUUAUUAUUGGCGAUUUUUCUAAAAUCCAGUGUUUCAUUCAGUUCCAUAUACUCUACUGCAUACAAAUGACAGGAGCAUGAUGACUGAAACGGUCAAAGACACAAAAUCUCUAGUGGACCCGUAGCUUUAAG